AUGUUGGAUUCAGUAACGUAUUGUUACACUCCCAGAGGUAGUGACAUUAUAUUUCAGACUAGCUCCUUUAGAGCUACUUCUUAUACUUCAUGUCCAUGUCGACGUUACUUCAAUGUCUCGCGUGCUUAUAACCAGUUAGUGCAAAUCCGACCAAUUCCCAUACAUCAGAAAAUAUGUUAUCUUCCCUACAGAGCACACAAUGUCUUCAAGGGAACACCUUUGUCAUCUUACUCUAUUGCUGGUAGAGAAGAAUUUUCCUGUUUCAACUCUAGAUGGGUUCGGAAGGUGAGAUUGAGGCUAUGUGCAGCUCUUGACGUUGCCAGUGCUGUUGAUGUCAUCAAUGAUUUGGGACUAGACACCUUGACUUUCUUAGCUGUGACUGUACUGGUAGUUCCUGCUUUCAAAAUGAUCAAAGCUAGCCCUAUACUUGGCUUCUUCUUUGCGGGAGUUGUGCUCAAUCAAUUGGGUCUGAUUAGAAAUCUUAUAGAUGUUAAAGUUCUAUCUGAAUGGGGUAUUCUCUUCUUGCUGUUUGAGAUGGGGUUGGAGCUUUCACUCGCACGUUUAAAAGCUCUUGCCAAAUUUGCAUUUGGCAUGGGACUAAGUCAGGUACAUCUUGCCAAAUAUGUGUAG
Molecule: messenger RNA, 630 nt
Organism: Fraxinus pennsylvanica
Lineage: Eukaryota; Viridiplantae; Streptophyta; Magnoliopsida; Lamiales; Oleaceae
Source: the annotation of a GenBank genome assembly